Molecule: messenger RNA, 1089 nt
Organism: Pseudocercospora fijiensis CIRAD86
Lineage: Eukaryota; Fungi; Ascomycota; Dothideomycetes; Mycosphaerellales; Mycosphaerellaceae
Exons: 1
Coding region: 1-1089 (362 amino acids)
Biological process (GO): coenzyme A biosynthetic process
Cellular component (GO): cytoplasm; nucleus
Molecular function (GO): phosphopantothenate--cysteine ligase activity
Source: RefSeq, a predicted model, not a curated record
AUGGAGUACUUCGAUAAGAACCCCAAGCCGCACGACUUGGACCGGCAUUCGCAGCAGACACGUGCCUUCAUACAACAGCAUGUCGAUAAAGGCAGAAGAGUGGCGUUGGUGACAUCUGGAGGCACGACCGUUCCGCUGGAGAAUCAGACUGUCAGAUUCAUCGACAAUUUCUCUGCUGGAACUCGUGGAGCCACCAGUGCCGAAUACUUCCUCGAGAAUGGUUAUGCAGUCAUCUUCCUGCAUCGUCAAUUCUCCUUGCUUCCAUAUUCAAGACAUUACAGCCAUAGCACGAAUUGCUUCCUGGACUACAUGUCCUACUCCGAAGAUGGUCCGGUCACUGUGCAGAAUAACUAUCAGCAAGAAAUGGCUUCGGUCUUGAAGCGGUACCGGACAGCCAAGAAAGAGAACACACUAUUGCUUCUGCCAUUCGUCACCGUCAAUGACUAUUUGUGGCUCUUGCGAGAAUUUGCAAUGCUUCUACAGCCUCUUGGCGCCAAUGCGCUUUUCUACCUUGCAGCAGCCGUCUCGGAUUUCUUCGUGCCGGCAGACAGAAUGGUCGAGCACAAGAUUCAGUCUUCGGAAGAUUUCUGGCAAAAGAAAGAUCUCAAUGGCGAUGCGCCGCAUGAUGAGCAGCUUCGCGGACGCCAGCCGGCCGCACAUAUGGAAGGCAAAUCUCUGGUCAUUGAUCUCGACCCUGUUCCAAAGUUCUUGAAGUCGCUGGUCGAUGAGUGGGCACCGCGAGCAAUGAUCAUCAGCUUCAAACUUGAGACAGACCCAAAUCUGCUCUCAAUCAAAGCAAAGACUGCACUGGACAAGUACGCACACCAUCUGGUCAUUGGGAACAUUCUCAACACUCGCAAGUACGAAGUUCUGUUUGUAUCUGCGGGCGGUGGGGAAAAAUGGAUCAGAGUGCCGCAAAAUAGGAGGAGUAAGAGCAUCACGAGCAGGACGCCUGGCGCUGAUGGAGAAUCAAACGAGCCAGCCCUUGAGAUUGAAAGCUUGAUUGUGCCUGAAGUGGCGAGACUUCACACACAUAUGAUCAAGAAUGGUGACCCUAGACGUCUGAGCCAGUCUUCACAAGAAGAAUAA